Molecule: messenger RNA, 648 nt
Organism: Kluyveromyces marxianus DMKU3-1042
Lineage: Eukaryota; Fungi; Ascomycota; Saccharomycetes; Saccharomycetales; Saccharomycetaceae
Gene: GOS1
Product: Gos1p
Exons: 1
Coding region: 1-648 (215 amino acids)
Biological process (GO): endoplasmic reticulum to Golgi vesicle-mediated transport; vesicle fusion
Cellular component (GO): cis-Golgi network; SNARE complex; Golgi membrane
Molecular function (GO): SNAP receptor activity
Source: RefSeq, a predicted model, not a curated record
AUGUCAAAUUCAUUUGUAACAGUGAGAUCGCAAGCUAUCUCCUUAGAGUCUCAGACAGACUCCCUAUUGACCAGAUACUCCUCUUUCGCUCAAACAACGAGCUCUGAACCAUUGGCGCAAGAAACACAACUACAAGAGAAGUUGGAAACCAUUCUCAAUAAAAGACAAGAUAUUGUCGAAACACUACAAAAAAUUGCAGACAAUGAUAGCGACAUAUCUACAACAAAACUAUCCCAGCUCCAGCGUCAUAGAGAAACAUUGCAAGAGAACUGGCAGACAUUCCGUAAUAUCCGUUCCUCCAUCCAGCAAGAGCGCAAUAGAUUAAAUCUCCUAUUCUCUGUGAAAAAGGACUUACAACAAGAUACGAUUGAAAAUCGUGAUGAAUAUAUUCAAGACGAGUACCGUAGAGUCGAAAAUUCUCAUUCAGUAGUAGACUCUUUAAUAGAUCAGGCUUAUGAAACUCGGGACCAAUUUAUGUCCCAACGUCGGGUUUUGCACAAGUCCGGUGACAGAAUCUUACAGACAUUGCAGCACAUUCCCUUAAUUAACAACGUUAUAGCCAAGAUUAAUACAAGGAGAAAGAAGAAUGCAGUAAUAUUGGCUUCCCUAAUUUCAAUUUGUAUUUUAGUUUUAUUCUUUACUGCCUAA